This is a messenger RNA of Lotus japonicus, 2752 nucleotides long. Its product is annotated as cleavage and polyadenylation specificity factor subunit 3-II-like. NCBI's taxonomy places the organism in Eukaryota, Viridiplantae, Streptophyta, Magnoliopsida, Fabales, Fabaceae. The record is from RefSeq and is a predicted model, not a curated record. The transcript has 13 exons. Gene Ontology annotation, biological process: snRNA processing. Gene Ontology annotation, cellular component: nucleus. Bases 431 to 2128 code for a protein of 565 amino acids.
ACAAUGAGGCCAUUCUAAUUUUGAUAACUUCUACCCCUUGUCUCUUACCGUGAGCAAUCAGAGUUGGAAAUUCCCACAGCAAUCACCGAUAGCAAGGAAAUAAAAAAUUGCAACGAAAUAAAAAAUACUAAGAACAUAGUCAGGGGGGAUGCGGCAGCAGAGAAUUAGGAUUCAUCUCUUCCAUUGCUCAACCCUAGACUGCUUCCCUGCAACGAAACAACGUUUUUUGCUUGACACUGUAUUGUUCCUCCUCCUUGUUUUGUCAAUCACGUGAGGCAAGUUAUAGAUAAAAGUUUUAAUCUGUCAUCACCAUCCUUAAUCUUCUUCUUUCAUCUUAACCUAGAAAUCUUCAUUCUUCAUCUUCUAAAUCAACAUAGGCCACCGCGCCUUCAGCCUUGAAGCACGCUGAUCCCCGUCACCGAGAGCAGCGAUGGCUAUCGAAACUCUAGUUCUUGGUGCUGGUCAAGAGGUAGGGAAGAGUUGCGUGGUGGUGACCAUCAACGGAAAGCGAAUCAUGUUCGAUUGCGGAAUGCACAUGGGCCACUUGGACCACCGUCGAUACCCUGAUUUCUCUCUCAUCUCUCAAGGCCAUUACGACGCUGCACUCUCCUGCAUCAUCAUCACUCACUUUCACUUGGACCAUGUUGGAGCAUUGGCUUACUUCACCGAAGUUUGCGGGUAUCGCGGUCCUAUUUACAUGACGUACCCAACUAAAGCUCUAGCUCCUUUGAUGUUGGAAGACUAUCGGAAGGUAAUGGUUGAUCGUCGGGGUGAGGAAGAGCUAUUCACUUCAGAAAAUAUUGCAGAGUGCAUGAAGAAAGUUAUUGCUAUAGAUCUGAGGCAGACUGUGCAAGUAGAUGAAGACCUGCAGAUACGUGCAUAUUAUGCAGGACAUGUUAUUGGAGCUGCAAUGUUCUAUGCAAAAGUUGGAGAUGCAGAAAUGGUUUAUACAGGAGACUACAAUAUGACAGCAGAUAGACACCUCGGAGCAGCUCAAAUCGAUAGAUUACGGCUUGACCUUCUUAUAACUGAAUCCACGUAUGCGACUACAAUACGUGAUUCAAAAUAUGCUCGUGAGAGGGAAUUCCUCAAAGCCGUUCAUAAAUGUGUUUCUGGUGGAGGAAAGGUGCUUAUUCCAACAUUUGCUCUCGGUAGAGCUCAGGAAUUAUGCAUUUUGUUGGAUGACUACUGGGAGCGCAUGAAUUUGAAGGUUCCUAUCUAUUUCUCAGCAGGUUUAACUAUUCAAGCUAAUAUGUAUUACAAGAUGCUUAUUAGUUGGACAAGCCAGAAGAUUAAAGAUACAUACUCUACACAUAAUGCAUUUGAUUUUAAGAAUGUUCACCAUUUUGAAAGGUCUAUGAUAAAUGCUCCUGGUCCUUGUGUUCUCUUUGCCACUCCUGGGAUGAUAAGUGGUGGAUUUUCACUUGAAGUUUUUAAGCACUGGGCACCGUCAGAAAAUAACCUUAUUACUUUGCCUGGGUAUUGUGUAGCUGGGACAGUAGGACAUAGAUUAAUGUCAGGUAAGGCCACCAAAGUUGAUGUGGAUCCUGAUACACAAAUAGACGUGCGUUGCCAGAUUCAUCAAUUGGCUUUUAGUCCUCACACAGAUUCUAAAGGAAUAAUGGAUCUUGUAAAAUUUCUCUCCCCAAAACAUGUUAUAUUAGUGCAUGGUGAGAAGCCUAAAAUGGCUUUGCUUAAAGAGAAAAUUCAUUCUGAGUUGGGGAUUCCGUGUCAUGAUCCUGCAAAUCAUGAAACCAUAUGCAUUUCCUCCACUCCCUACGUAAAGACAGAAGCCUCUGGCACUUUCAUUCAAAACUGCUUGAACCCGAACUUCAAAUUCCAGAAAUGCAGUUCAGUGGACGAAUGUGACUCUACUUUGACAGAAAAAAACUUAAUGCCUGAACUUCAAGUUAAAAACUGCUUGAAUCCGAACUUCAAGUUCCAGAAAUGCAGUUCAGUGGAUGAAUGUGACUCUACUUUGACAGAAAAAAACCUAAUGCCUGAACUUCAAGUUAAAGAUGAAAGAGUAGCAGAAGGAGUUCUGGUUAUGGAGAAAACAAAAAAGGCAAAGAUUGUUCACCAGGAUGAACUUCUGCUCAUGUUAGGUGAAAAGAAGCAAGGGGUUUAGUUUGCAUAUGGCUGUCCUUUACAUAUUGAUCGCUCAAUGGAAAGCUUAAGUUAACAAGUGCUCUUGGCCUCAAUUCUUGCAUUUGACUUUUUUGGUGACUAUCCGCGAAAGAAUCUUUUUGGUGAAGGUCACACUCGAUAUCUUAGAGAAAUCUGUAAAUGCAAUCAUUUUAUGCAUCUCUCCUCUGCAUAAUUAUUGUCCUUGUAGGAUUGAGGACAGGCAUAACCAUAGAUCAUAGCAGUGUAUUUCUGCUUCAUUUGGUCAGCAGUUAGAAAAAAAAAGACUUGUCAGGGAACAAAUUUCAGCAGUAUCAAUGGGUAUGAGUGAAUCAGUAAAACAAAUAUAGAAAGUGAAACAGUUUAAACAUAACAGCUAGAGUUGGGGUCAUUCUUUUUGUUGGGCGAUUGAUGGGAAUGGAUUCCAAUAGAUGGAGACAUCGUACAAGGUUCAGGUACUAUGGGCUCAAAAUGUAGCAGAAAUGAGAUUCUGGUGUUUAUUUUACCCCUUACUUUGCUGUAGUUAUUUUAGGUUAUGUUAGUAAAGAAUUAUUGGUAGGUAUCAUUUAAUUAUUUCAGUUUGGAUUUAUGUUUCAUUUUUUUAUUUUGAAAAUUGCCCUUUGUAUAA